AUGAAUGAAUUCUAAAUUUGCUAAUAACUAAAAUAUAUUAUGAGAAUAUUAGAAUAAAUAUUAUCAUAUGCAAUUUAAGAUGUUAAAGAUAAUAGAAAUGAACCUGAUGAAAGCAUAAUGCUUUAGUAGGAGAUAGAGUUGAUUUGGAAGAAAUUAUAAAAUUUAUAAUUAACAGAUAAAUAAUUUUCAUUUGUGAAUAGGUUUAAGUAGAAACUACUUGCCUUACCUAGUGCAAUUCUUGACUAGAAAAUUUUUUAAAGAUGCUCAAUGCAUGUUAAAACUUAUUGAACAAACUGAAAAAUAAGUCUAACAGUUAGAAAUUUUAUUACUUCAAAAGGAUAACUUAAUUCAAUACUUUUAAGGUUUAUUGAAUAGGCUAAAUUAUUAUUAUGAACAAUAGAUCUAAGAACUUCAAAUUUAGAUUAAAGAAUUAAAUUUAAGUUUAAAGACAUUUCUAAUUUUACAAUAUGAACUAGAGUCUGCAAAAGAACUUUAAUUACAAUAUUCUUAAAAGCUUUCAAUUUAAUGUAUAAAAAAAUAAAGAUUGAACAUUUUAAAGUUUAAAUUGCAAUUAAUAGCUUACAAAGGAUGUUUUUACAAUAUAUUAACAAUACCAUCAGAGGAAUUUUAAAAUUAAAAGAUGUUUUCAAUUUGA
Paramecium primaurelia is the source of this 655-nucleotide messenger RNA. The record is from the annotation of a GenBank genome assembly. NCBI's taxonomy places the organism in Eukaryota, Ciliophora, Oligohymenophorea, Peniculida, Parameciidae.